AUGCCUUCCAAACGCUCGAUUAGGGAUGAGAGGGAUGGGAUAGAUGAGAGGGGUGAGAGGGAUAAGAGGGAUGGGAUAGAUGAGAGGGGUGAGAGGGGUGAGAGGGAUGAGAGGGAUGGGAUAGAUGAGAGAGGUGAGAGGGGUGACAGGGGUGAGAGGGGUGAGAGGGAUGAGAGGUAUGGGAUAGAUGAGAGGGGUGAGAGGAGUGAGAGGGGUGAGAGGGGUGAGAGGGAUGAGAGGGAUGAGAGGGAUGGGAGGGCCCUCCUCUCCCCCUCUCAUCUUCCCCAUCCCUCCUCUCCUCCUCUCAUCUCCCCAAUUUCACCUCUCCCACGCUGCACCUCAUCGCCAGUGUUUCUCUCCCCCCACCCAUCAGAGCUCAAAAGCCCACCUGCACUUCCACACUUUGGCGGAUCUGCAAAGCUUCAGCAGCACAAUGAGAGCCUCUGUGUUUAUCUUUUGAAUUCUCACCUCUCCCGCUCUUCACCUUAUCGCCAGUGCUUCAUUCUCCCCACCCAUCAGAGCUUGGAAGCUCGUCUGCACUUCCACACCUUGGCGGACCUGCACAGCUUCGGCGGCACAAUGAGAACCUCUGUCGGACUCUCUCUCCCUCGAUUUCUUCAUGCCGAUUGGUUGCAAGCGCCUCGUGGUGGCAUCCCUCCCACCAGCAUGCAAGAGGAGACAGUCAAUCCACUAGCCAACCCCCCUCGCCCACCUCCGAGCUCUCCGAAUCAGCCUCCCAGCUCUCGGGACCUUUACUCUCUAUCCUUGCAUGAAUUAUCAUUGAUCCGCGUGCUGCAAUCAAUAGCCCCAACAGUGGAGGCACUGAUGGUGCCACACUCGAUGCCGAUAGAGUCAGUGGAGGGCGAGUGGAGUGAGCUGCACCGCCUGGCCAUCGGUGUGCGUGGGAGCAAGGCGGGUGAGGAAAGGCGCAAGACGACAGUGGUGGAAGCAGAGGCUCGUGCAGGCGGCGUUUGUACCCGAGGAGAGGUGCUGAUGGGGGAGGAGAUAAAGGAAGCGGCACAGGUGAUAGCAGCGGCGGCUGUGGCUGUCAGAGGUCCACUGGUGAUCCCCGAUUGA
Molecule: messenger RNA, 1077 nt
Organism: Closterium sp. NIES-65
Lineage: Eukaryota; Viridiplantae; Streptophyta; Zygnematophyceae; Desmidiales; Closteriaceae
Source: the annotation of a GenBank genome assembly